GCUGCAGCUGAGCGUCUGUUUAUCUGUCACUUCAACUUUUUCACUGGCUCAAGUGAUCACAAGGCCACUUAUCAUGGAUAUAAUCAUCACUAUGCUGGAUGGGACUUCCCUGAACCUGCGUGUGCGUCCAACGGACACGGUGGGCUAUCUGAAAACACUCAUCCAGAAGAAUACGGGAUUUGCACCGGAGAUCCAGAAGCUGACCUUUGUUAACGGCCAGACGGUAAUUCUCAAUGACAACAACAGGUCUAUCAGCUCCUACGGCUUGCACUCUGGCUGCCAGGUGUCUCUGCUGUUGACCCAGCCACCCCAGCCCCCCCAGCCCGCUACCAUCCAGGUGUUCCUGAGGAACGAAAAGGGGAAAGUGAGCACCUACGAUAUCAGACCCGACGUGACUGUGAGCGACUUCAAGCUCAAAGUCGAGGCCAGAGAGGGGGUUCCUGUGAGCCAGCAGAGGCUCAAUCACCAGGGCAGAGAGAUGUCGCAGGGGAAACUGGCGGACUACAACGUCGAAGCAUUGAGCACUAUCGAUAUGACUCUGCGUCUGAGAGGAGGCUGAGGACACUAGACUCUGCUGGUAUCAGAUGAUUAAAGACUCUUAUUUUUAAUAUAAAUGACGCGCGAAUAACUUCGAAUAGCCUAUUUUUGUAUUUAUUGUUAUUGUUAUUUUAAAAAUUCAGUACAUUCCUUAAUGUGUAAUUAAAACUGUCUUCUGUUUUGGCUUCAUGUCAUAUUCAGUAUUAAUCAUGUCACUGCUUAAAUAAAUUCACUGCUUAA
Messenger RNA from Scomber scombrus (Atlantic mackerel), 777 nucleotides. Its product is annotated as polyubiquitin-like. The record is from RefSeq and is a predicted model, not a curated record. NCBI's taxonomy places the organism in Eukaryota, Metazoa, Chordata, Actinopteri, Scombriformes, Scombridae. Gene Ontology annotation, molecular function: ubiquitin protein ligase binding; protein tag activity. Gene Ontology annotation, cellular component: nucleus; cytoplasm. The coding region runs from base 74 to 559 and encodes 161 amino acids. Gene Ontology annotation, biological process: protein ubiquitination; modification-dependent protein catabolic process. The transcript has 2 exons.